AUGCAAGGCCACCGAGCCCCGGCCAGAGCUGAACCUUCGGAGCCUGAACCCUCGGCCGCCAACUCCACUGGCGCUGUUUUACCAGCCUAUGCUGACUUGGACCUUGGAGUCUUGGAAUCUGGAGUACCAGUACCCAGAGGCUCAGCCUUGGCUCUCAGCAGACACCAGGAUUUCCAGUUUACUGGGCCCUCUGACGCCAGCUCUGGAGCUGCUCCAGGUUCCCGGGUCUUGCCCUGUGGGCCCAGCCCGCAGCACUACCAGGCCCUGCGCUUGUAUCACCUGGAGAGUUUGCAGCCCCGAUCUGGAUUGCACCAAGGAAACCGAAUUCUGGUUAAAAGUUUGUCUCUUGAUCCUGGCCAGAACCUUGAACCUCAUCCAGAACGCUCCCAGUGGCUUCGCUCAGAUCCAUGCUCCUCUGUUGAAGCCCCAAGUCAUCAUCUUUCACCAAUAAAGCGGGCACCAGGUCCAAAGCCACAAGUGCCCCCAAAGCCCAGCUACCUGCAGAUGCCACGGAUUCUCCUCUCAUCUGACCCUAUACCCCCUCCGCCAUCUCGUCCACUGCCUGCAGACCCACGAGUGGCUAAGGGACUGACCUCCAGGGCGGAGGCUGGUCCCAGUUCUGCAGCAGUAUCUUCAUUGAUUGAGAAGUUUGAAAGAGAGCCUGUGAUUGUUGCCUCAGAUAGGCCAGCCCUUGGUCUUAGUUCAGGUCUCACAGAGCCAGCCAUGUUGCCACCACCACCUCUGCAGCCAUCAUUGACUCAGCUCCCUGAAGGUGAGGCAUCUCACUGCUUGUUCCUGCUGGCUCCUGGGCCUCGAGAUGGUGAGAAGAUGCCCAAUCGGGACAGUGGAAUUGACAGCAUCAGCUCACCAUCCAACAGUGAAGAAACUUGCUUUGUCAGUGAUGAUGGACCCCCCAGCCACAAUCUUUGCCCUGGGCCCCCUACCCUGACCAGUAUGCCUGUUGCUUUGGCUGAUCCCCACUGGCCUACCUCCCAAGAGGUUGACAGUGACCUGGAUGAGGAAGAGGAGGAGGAUGAAGAGAAGGACAGAGAAAUCCCAGUAUCCUCGAUGGAAAGACAGGAGUCUGUGGAGUUGACCAUGCAGCAGAAGGUGUUCCACAUUGCCAAUGAGCUGCUUCAAACUGAAAAGGCUUAUGUUUCCAGGCUCCAUCUCCUGGAUCAGGUGUUCUGUGCCCGGCUGCUGGAAGAAGCUCGGAACCGCAGUUCUUUCCCGACUGAUGUUGUCCACGGCAUCUUCUCUAACAUCUGCUCCAUCUAUUGCUUCCACCAGCAGUUCCUGCUGCCGGAACUAGAGAAACGCAUGGAGGAAUGGGACCGCUACCCACGCAUUGGAGACAUCCUGCAGAAGCUGGCACCCUUCCUCAAGAUGUAUGGUGAGUAUGUGAAGAAUUUUGACCGGGCUGUGGAGCUGGUCAACACCUGGACAGAGCGCUCUACACAGUUUAAGAUCAUCAUCCAUGAAGUACAGAAGGAGGAAGCCUGUGGUAACCUGACAUUGCAGCAUCAUAUGUUGGAGCCUGUGCAGCGCAUCCCUCGUUAUGAGCUUCUUCUCAAAGACUAUCUGUUAAAGCUACCCCAUGGUUCUCCAGACAGCAGUGAUGCCCAGAAGUCUCUGGAACUCAUAGCCACAGCAGCAGAACACUCCAAUGCUGCCAUCCGCAAGAUGGAACGAAUGCACAAGCUGCUGAAGGUAUAUGAGCUGCUAGGGGGUGAGGAGGACAUUGUCAGCCCUACCAAAGAGCUCAUAAAAGAAGGUCACAUCCUUAAGUUGUCAGCAAAGAAUGGGACCACUCAAGAUCGAUACCUUAUACUAUUCAAUGACCGCCUCCUUUACUGCGUGCCCAGGCUGCGACUUCUUGGCCAGAAGUUCAGUGUACGGGCACGAAUUGAUGUAGAUGGCAUGGAGCUAAAGGAAAGCUCCAACGUCAAUCUGCCUAGAACCUUCCUGGUUUCAGGAAAACAGCGCUCCCUGGAGCUCCAGGCCAGGACCGAGGAAGAGAAGAAAGAUUGGGUCCAGGCCAUCAACUCCACUCUCCUGAAGCAUGAACAGACUCUGGAGACAUUUAAACUGUUAAACUCAACAAACAGGGAAGAUGAAGACGUCUCCCCCAAGUCUCCAAAUGUGGACCUUGGAAAGCGGGCACCUACGCCCAUCCGUGAAAAGGAAGUCACCAUGUGCAUGCGCUGCCAAGAGCCCUUUAAUUCCAUCACCAAACGCAGGCAUCACUGCAAGGCCUGUGGGCAUGUGGUUUGUGGGAAAUGCUCUGAUUUCCGGGCUCGCCUCAUCUAUGACAACAACCGCUCGAACCGCGUGUGCACCGACUGCUAUGUGGCCUUGCAUGGGGUGCCUGGGAGUAACCCAGCCUGUAGCCAGCAUAUACCUCAGCGUCGGAGGUCCAUCCUGGAGAAACAGGCUUCAGUGGCUGCAGAGAACAGCAUUAUCUGCAGUUUCCUGCACUACAUGGAGAAGGGAGGGAAAGGCUGGCAUAAAGCAUGGUUCGUGGUUCCUGAGAAUGAACCCUUGGUGCUGUACAUCUAUGGAGCCCCUCAGGAUGUGAAAGCCCAGCGCAGCCUGCCCCUCAUUGGUUUUGAGGUGGGACCUCCUGAAGCAGGGGAGCGGCCUGACAGACGUCACGUCUUCAAGAUAACUCAGAGCCACCUGAGCUGGUACUUCAGCCCUGAGACAGAGGAACUGCAAAGACGUUGGAUGGCUGUGCUUGGGAGGGCGGGCCGUGGGGACACAUUCUGCCCAGGGUCCAUGCUUUCCAAGGACAGGGAAAUGGAGAAGGCACAAGUGGCAACUUUAGAGGGCACUGAUGAACUCGCUCAAAGUCCUCAGACCCAAAAUAAGACCUAGAGGAGUUAGGGGUUACUCAAAGCCCUCUAUACACUAGUUGUUCAUAUCCAACUAGAGACUUCAAUCCCCUUCCUUCCAACUUAAUACUUGAAUUCCCAUCACAGGCACUUUCAAUCCCGAAUGCUGGGCUUUGGAUUUUUUUUUUAAUUCAUCUUUUCACAAAAUAUAGGCUUAAAAAACAUUCCUACAGUGAUUUUACUAUUUUUAAUCUUCCUCCAUCAGAAGAACUGUUGCUAGACCAGGCUGAAUUAGGUCAUUAUGUGACCUCCAGCCCCCUAAAAAAAUCCUACAUAUCCUGUCCCCACCCAGUUCUCCUCAAUGCACUGGAGGCAAGAGACAUGUAUUCAAGUUCCAGCUCUGCCACUGACCCAUGG
Elephantulus edwardii (Cape elephant shrew) is the source of this 3251-nucleotide messenger RNA. It is a transcript of the gene FGD1, whose product is annotated as FYVE, RhoGEF and PH domain containing 1. Gene Ontology annotation, cellular component: cytoplasm. Gene Ontology annotation, molecular function: guanyl-nucleotide exchange factor activity; metal ion binding. Gene Ontology annotation, biological process: filopodium assembly; cytoskeleton organization. NCBI's taxonomy places the organism in Eukaryota, Metazoa, Chordata, Mammalia, Macroscelidea, Macroscelididae. The record is from RefSeq and is a predicted model, not a curated record.